Molecule: messenger RNA, 1199 nt
Organism: Gavia stellata (red-throated loon)
Lineage: Eukaryota; Metazoa; Chordata; Aves; Gaviiformes; Gaviidae
Gene: ZDHHC12
Product: zinc finger DHHC-type palmitoyltransferase 12
Exons: 5
Coding region: 1-786 (261 amino acids)
Biological process (GO): protein targeting to membrane; peptidyl-L-cysteine S-palmitoylation
Cellular component (GO): Golgi apparatus; endoplasmic reticulum
Molecular function (GO): protein-cysteine S-palmitoyltransferase activity
Source: RefSeq, a predicted model, not a curated record
AUGGGGGCCGGCGGGCUGUGGGUGAGGGCGGCGCACACGGCCCUCAGCGGGGGCUUGACGCUGGGGCUCUUCCUGCACCGCACAGAUCUGCAAAAGCAAGAGGAGCGCGGAGAGCUGCUGCAGCUGCUGAUCUUCGUCUUACUGGUUUUGUGCUCUGUCCUGCUGUACUUCAAGGUGUCUCUCAUGGAUCCCGGUUUUGUUAAGUCUGAAGAGGAAGUGAAGGCAGGCAAGAGUGAAGAACAAAGCCUGGUGAUACCCCAAGUUCCAAGUAAUAUUAAGAUGCGGCGUUGUGGUUACUGCUUGGUGAAGCAACCAAUGCGAGCCAAGCACUGCCAGCUGUGCCAACACUGUGUACGGCGUUACGACCAUCACUGUCCCUGGAUUGAGAACUGUGUAGGAGAAAAGAAUCACCCUCUCUUCAUAGUCUACUUGAGCGUGCAGCUUGUAGUUCUGCUGUGGGGAGGUCACAUUGCUUGGUCAGGCCUCUACUUUGAGCAGUCCUGGGACUGGCUGCAGCACAACAUUCUCCUCCUCAUGUCCUUCCUCCUGAUAGUCGUAUUCACCAUUGUUGUCCUGCUGCUGCUUAUUUCACACCUCUAUCUGAUCUCGUGCAACACCACCACCUGGGAAUUCAUGUCACACCAUCGCAUCUCCUACCUGCGACACUCCGAGUUGGAGAAUCCCUUUGACCAAGGAGUAGUCCUCAAUCUCUGGAGAUUCUUCUGUUCAUGCCACCUCACUGCAUGGGAGAAAAUCUAUUUUCACAAGAACAAUGAGCCUGUCUAGUCACGGUACUACCUACCUGGUAGAGUGCCAACACAGCUGCAGGUUGCUGGGUAAAGCUUUGCUAAUGCAAUUGCUGCUGUUUCCUUGCACGGAACUUCAGUAGUCAUGAACUAUGCAGCCUGUUCCACAACCUGUUCAUCCUGCAAAUUACAUUUCAAGGAUAGUCAGGGUUAUUUUUUUUAUAUAUGAAUAACACUGUUAAAGGGGAGUCGCUGGUUCUGGGAAGGCCAGCAGGGCUGAUUUCUGGACUGAGCAAAGGUAUCUCUCUAAAUUUACUUCCUUUUGCUAACUGCAUCCACAUCUUUCCAGAAGAGAUGCAAGAAUAGUGUGAGCAUCCAUGUUCACUUCUCUUCCCCAAAGUUUCCCUCUCCUUUUGCUGCUAGGGAACAGCAGCUAUUACAGACAAAACCAGC